Messenger RNA from Varanus komodoensis (Komodo dragon), 2903 nucleotides. It is a transcript of the gene ZBTB48, whose product is annotated as zinc finger and BTB domain containing 48. The transcript is spliced from 11 exons. Gene Ontology annotation, molecular function: protein binding; DNA-binding transcription factor activity; RNA polymerase II cis-regulatory region sequence-specific DNA binding. Gene Ontology annotation, biological process: regulation of transcription by RNA polymerase II. NCBI's taxonomy places the organism in Eukaryota, Metazoa, Chordata, Lepidosauria, Squamata, Varanidae. Bases 103 to 2199 code for a protein of 698 amino acids. The record is from RefSeq and is a predicted model, not a curated record.
GUGACGUCACGACGCUGCUGUCGGGCCAAGAUGGCGGCGCUUCGGCCCCUCGCGCCGUAGGGGCGGGCGGGGGGCGGAGAGGAGCUCCGAGGUGAGCCGACCAUGGAGGGCUCCUUCGUACAGCACAGCGUGCGUGUUCUGCAGGAACUCAACAAACAGCGGGAGAGUGGGCAUUUCUGUGAUGCCACCCUGGCAGUGGGCAGCUUGGUGUUCAAGGCACACUGGAGUGUCCUGGCGUGCUGCAGCUCCUUCUUCCAGGGCAUGUAUGAUGGUGCUUCCAGCAAAAUCAUCCUCCCAGAGACCUUUGUGGAGAUCUUCGCACUGUUGCUUGACUACUUCUAUACGGGGCACUUGGCAAUUACCCCAGAAAACUGGGAGAAGCUUCUUGAGGCUGCCAAGGAGCUCUGUGUCCCUGAGGCAAUUAAGCUGUGCCAGGAAUUCCAGCCUGGACGUUUGGAUGAUGGAGAUCAAAAUAGCCAGGUUUCACUUGGAAAAGACCUUGGUGUCUGCUCCAAAGCACUGGUGGACGCACAGGGAGAACCUGUCCUUGACUCCGUGCCCCAAAGUAACUCAGUCCAGGAAGCUCACCAGAGCCCCUGUAUCUGGGGAAACAAAGUGUCCCAGGGACAAAGAGAGAGCCCUUGUCUCCUUCGAGGAAGGUUGAAAAGGGCUCCCAAAACAAACACACUGAGUGAUGCAGGUGAAGUAAAGAACACCCUGGAAUGUAAGGAACUAAGGCCACUGAAAAGAGGAGCUACCGAGGACGCAGGCGCCAGUAUUGAGCAGGAAGCAGAGAAGGUCCUGGUUUCAAAUGACCUUCCUGCUGAAGAUGGUGGAGGAGGAAAAAGGAACAAGGAGACAGAUGAGGAUUAUAUCCCUGGGAAGAAGAGCAUGAGGUCCAAAAGGAGAGCUCACUUGGCCAGGAACUCCAGUGGCUCCAAGGCCACCGGGAAUGGCAACCUGUUGGAAACGGGGGCUCUGCGAAGCCGCCGAGGCACAGCUGAUCCAGUUGAAUGCCCCACCUGCCAUAAAUCAUUCCUCAGCAAAUAUUAUCUCAAAGUGCACAACAGGAAGCACACUGGAGAGAAACCCUUUGAAUGCUCGAAGUGUGGGAAGUGCUACUUUCGGAAAGAAAACCUUUUGGAGCAUGAAGCCCGGAACUGUAUGAGCCGUUCGGAGCAGGUUUUCACGUGUUCGGUCUGUCAGGAGGUCUUCAAGAGGCGGAUGGAGCUGCGGCUGCACAUGGUGUCCCACACCGGAGAGAUGCCUUACAAGUGCUCAUCCUGCCUCCAGCAGUUCAUGCAGAAGAAGGACCUGCAGAGCCACUUGAUAAAGCUGCAUGGCGCCCCCAAGCCGCACGCGUGCCCAGCAUGUUCCAAGUGCUUCUUGUCUCGGACGGAGCUGCACCUCCACGAGGCCUUCAAGCACCGCGGGGAGAAGCUUUUUGUCUGCGAGGAGUGUGGCCACCGGGCCUCAAGUCGCAACGGCCUGCAGAUGCACGUCAAGGCCAAGCACAGGAAUGAGCGGCCCUAUGUGUGUGAAUUCUGCCAGCAUGCCUUUACCCAGAAGGCCAACCUUAACAUGCAUCUUCGGACCCACACGGGAGAGAAGCCCUUCCAGUGCCACCUCUGUGGCAAAACAUUCCGCACGCAAGCCAGCCUGGAUAAGCACAACCGGACCCACACGGGGGAGCGCCCCUUCAGCUGUGAGUUCUGUGACCAGAGGUUCACCGAGCGAGGCCCGCUGCUGAGGCACGUGGCCAGCCGGCAUCAGGAAGGGAGGCCCCACUUUUGCCAGAUCUGUGGGAAGACUUUCAAAGCUGUGGAGCAGCUGCGCGUCCACGUUCGCAGGCACAAAGGUGUGAGGAAGUUUGAAUGCAUGGAAUGUGGCUACAAGUUCACCCGGCAGGCCCAUUUGAGGCGCCACAUGGAAAUCCACGACCGGGUCGAGAACUACAACCCCCGUCAGAGGAAGCUGCGGAACCUGGUAAUUGAAGACGAGAAGGCGGUGGUUGUUGCCCUGCAGCCGCCCCACAUCCUGGAGGUGGGCUCUGCGGAAGUCAUUGUGGAAUCCCUUGCCCACAGUUCCCUGCGCGAGGAGCUCCCGGAACAGAGACUUUGCCCCAAUGAGAAUUUUACAUCCCCAGAAGUCAUUGAACAAUCGCUUAUCAUCACCAUCCCUGAUGACUGUGAAACGUAGCAUUGUGUCCCUGUAAAGCCCAGUGCCCAAGAAAGGUAAGCGGAGUUCCAUCUUCUUGUGGCCCAUCCGUGACUCUAGCCAGCACAAUGAGCUCUUGUGAAUUCAAGGGAGGGACAGACAGGUAACUCGCAAGGUCCUGCUUCUUUCUCCCAGUGAGCUGUUUCAGCAAGGAGAAAAGGGCUUGUGCACACGGCAAGACCUGUUCUCGGAGAUGUUCCUGUGGAUGCAGGAAGGAAUUGAAGGCAGGAGCAUAAACUCUCGCUUUGCAUACAGAAAGUCUCGCGUUUAGGUCUGGCAUCUCCAGAUAAGGUUGGAAAAUCCUCUCUGAAACCUUGGAGAACUGUUCUCAGUCCGCAAAGGCAACCUGAAGCGCCCCCCCCCCCGCCCCAAUGUAUUGGACUACUAAAGAGGGGAGGUCUCUUCUGUGCAGAACCCCCUUCCAGAGAGGCUCACCUGGCACUUGCAUGGUCAUCUUGGACCGAGGAGAAAGAGGGCUUUGUUAGUUGCCAGGCUUCCUGGUCAUUCAGUAUUGGUGCAUUUUUAGAUUGUUGCACUGCUCUCCAUUUUAUUUUUUAUAGGUUUGAAUAUUAUGGCUUAUUCUAUUAUGGUUUUGAUUUUUCUUUUGCGAGUGCCCAAACAACUUUGUUGGACAGCAAGCAGUAUAAAUAAAAUAUAAAUCCUGUUUUCUCUGUCCGCUCACCAGG